Molecule: messenger RNA, 2578 nt
Organism: Polyodon spathula (Mississippi paddlefish)
Lineage: Eukaryota; Metazoa; Chordata; Actinopteri; Acipenseriformes; Polyodontidae
Product: epidermal growth factor-like protein 8
Exons: 9
Coding region: 1241-2215 (324 amino acids)
Biological process (GO): anatomical structure development
Cellular component (GO): extracellular region; cell surface
Molecular function (GO): calcium ion binding; signaling receptor binding
Source: RefSeq, a predicted model, not a curated record
AGGUUUUAAAGUUCAGGAAAAGCUUACAAAAAUAAAUAAAUAAAUGCAAUCCUGUUUACUGAAUGUCAAGUCGCACCCUGAUACGGGCUGGUGGAGCCGCGGACGAGGGUUAAUUUAAUAAUUCCUCACAAUGAGAAAUUACAAAGGGCUUUCGUUCUUAAAAUGUUUUGAUGGAUAGAGCUGAGAGAACAUGGGAAAACGUUUUUUUUUAUUUAUUUAUUUUAUUUUUUUUAUUUGAAACUGUUUCAAAUAAAACAUACAUUAGACAUUAAAAUAGCUCCACGAAUCAAUUUUAAAGACACCUCUUUCUUUUAAGCAGAGAGAUAUAUAAAUUUUGAUUUUCGUACAAACAAAAAUUACUCUUGUACAGGAAGCCCUCGUUAUACAGCGACCAACAAACUCAGAACCGUCAAGACUGCAAACCAGACCGUAGGCAAGAUCACCGCUGUCAACAAUGCGAGAGGGAGAGGACGGCAGACAGGACAGAAAGAAAGGGGGCCAGGCUGUCCCUUAUUCAAAUAAUGGAUUUCCUAUAGGAAAAAAAAAAAAAAGAAUAGUUUUCUUUUCACUAGUUGGUUAAAAAAACAUCCAAGUCUCGAAUUUUUGAGAGAGAGAGAGAGAGAGAGAGAGAGAGAGAGGAGGACUAGAGAGAAGGAAAAAGUGGGGACAGAGGGAGAUGGGAGGGGAAAAGCGUGCUUGAGAGGAGAGUAAAGAAAAUCCCAAUUUCUUUAGGAAUUACUUCUCUGGUGUUUGGAAGGGCGGUGGGUCAACGUUGCUUUGCUAAACUCUGGUCUUUAGUAGAUUUUUUUUAAAAAAUAGAAAUGACAAUAAUAAUUUAAGUUUUGUUAUUACGUCGCCCAAGGCAGCUCCGUGCCGUUUUUUGUUUUUUUUUUAAAUUGUUCGCUCGGCUUUCGUUUAUCAUUGAGAUUGAAUUUACUGUCAUUGAUUUUUAUUUAUUUAUUUUUAUGGUAAUUAAAAAAAAAAAGCGAUUAACUAAUUAAUUAUUUAAUUAGGUAAAAAAAAAAAAUCACAACUUAAAUACAGUACAGUUCUGUGAGGCACAAAAAAGACGUGAGGAUUUUGAACGUAUUAUUAUUAUUAUUAUUAUUAUUACAGUUGUUUAUGAAGUGAAAUAUAAUAUUUUGAAGAGGAUACCUUUUUGAACCAUUGAAAACGUUUGCCAAUGAAUUUAUUUUUAUAGUUUCUUUUAGUAUUUGUAAGAAUAAGGGAGUCGUUUUUCAUGAUUUUUGGUUGCUGUGGAUAUCCUUCCGAACAGUUACUGCAGAAGCACCUCCGCGUUUCCUCGUUUGGGAGUACUGCCGGUGUCGCUUGCUUCAGAAAGAGGGAUCCGGUGCUAUCGGAUAGAGGCACAGACAGACAGACGGACCUACUUCUCCGGUUCAGCCGAGCGAUGCUAAGCCUCUUUGGAGUUUUUCUGUGGGCGCCCCUUUGUAUAAGCCUCGGGGUCAAAGGUCAUUUGCCCAAAACAGGAAGGGUGUGCUCUCAGAAGACUGUCAGGGUGCCCCUGGUUUACAAUGAGAGCUUCGUUCAGCCCGUGUACAGGCCCUACCUGACCAGCUGCCCAGGACACAGGAUCUGCAGCUCCUACCGGACGUCCUACAAAGUGUCUUUCCGUCGGGUUCACAAAGAGGUUGUGCAGACUAGCGCCAUCUGUUGUCCAGGCUGGAGAAAGCGCUCCCCUCACUCACUCAGCUGCGAUAUAGCUCAGUGUCCCAGGCCGUGUCUCAAUGCAGGGGUGUGUGGCAAGCAGCCGGGGCUCUGCUCCUGUAAACCGGGCUGGACUGGGAACCACUGCCAAACUGAUGUGAACGAGUGCCUCUCUCCUCUCCACUCCUGCACUCAGAUCUGUGUCAACACUCCCGGAAGCUUUGUCUGCACUUGUCACAACGGUUAUGUCCUGAGGCCUGAUGGGAAAUCGUGUGAAAGAGUGGAGGCCGCGGAGCCUGUGUCUGGAGAGCUGAGAGAAGAGGUGAAGACUCUGAGGAGUAAAAUAGAGAGUCUGGAGAGGCGUGUGGAGCGAGCUGUCUCUCUGGUCUCCCGUCUUGUGCCGGUCAGUUUGGAGGAGCUGAGAGACGAUGACAUCACUGCGUUCUGGGAGAGGCUGCAGGACCUGGACCGCAUCGAGUCUCUGAGUGAACAGAUCCUGCUGCUGGAGGAGAGGCUGCCCAGCUGUUCCUGCAAAGAGAAUCGAUGACACACCCAAGAUUUCAGCCAUGCACUUUGACCUCUGCACAGCGACAACGGGACAAAACUGGAUGUUAAAUACACACACACAGACAUGCAGUCUACACUACAGACUGACUACACUACACACCCAGAAACAUGCAGACACAUAGUCUACACUGCACACACAGAAACACACUGAGUAUCUACACUGUACAUGCAGAAACACACGGACAGUCUACACUGCACACGAAUAAACAGGGACGCACAGUCUACACUGCACACGCCGAAACAGUGAGGCUACACUGCACAUGAAUAAACACAGUGACACAGUCUACAGUGCAACACAUACGACAGUGCAACACACACUGACAGUGACACAUACAGUCUACAG